UAUUGAACACAACUACCCUAGUCAGUUAAGAUGGUAGUCGUUACGGUAGUGGUGGUGGCACAAGUGAUGUCAUUGAUAUCAAUUUAGUUAAAACGUUCAACGGAGAAGGCAUACAUAAGAAGAAAAUCAAUUUUCAUAAGCAAUUGUGUCUGUGAGAGUGAAAAUUUAUCUUAUCAACUGCUCCUCAGUGCCGAUUAGAGAUAUACAAAUGUUACAUUGCUUAUUAGCGGCGAACAAUUGAUAAUUCAUAUACAUAUACCAUUUUCUUCCUCUCAAUAACUAUACUUCUUUCUUUGUUAGUCUUUCCAUUUUCUUUCUCUGUUUGUUCCUAUGAUUCUUUCUCUCCUCCUUGUUUGUUCGUAUGCAUCGGAGUACCUUCAUUUUAUUACGAAUGAAGCUACCGAAGAACGAGAUAGUUCGUCGAAGAAAAUACGAGUCGAUUGUCGCUCGAUCGAAAAUCACCGGGUAACUUUGUUCUGAAUAAUUAAAAGUACGACUAUAAGCGCAUCAAGAAAUAUGCAGAGUUUGUAAGUUUGUGUUGUGCAAUAUUCGCGAAGGGUUGUAACAAUGUCUAAGAAGACUGCCUGUAACAAAAUGUUGGUUCAUCAGUUGUCAGCUGUAUUACCUGAUGAUAGACCCAUUACAUCUAUAAGAGUUGUUGAAGAUAUAGAUAAAUGUCCACCAAAUUUUACAGUGGUUUCAAGAACAUAUGAUCAGGACACUGAUGCCGACUUAUGGAGAGAAAGUGGACUUUUCAUAAAAAAGAAGGGCAGAUAUAUUUGUUUUUCCAAGACUGAAGGGUUACCUCAGUGUGUGGUUGAAGACAUAGUAGUUAUUAAUGAAAGAGAUUCUCCUCCAGAAGGAUACAGCAUGAUUUCUAAUACUGUUGAUUCAAUGCAGAAGGCAUGGAGGAAGAAGCAGUUGUGCUAUAAAAUUAGAAAUAAGGAUCUAUGCUCGAAAGCAGUUACAGAUAUUAUUAUAUGUAGUAGAAUUAUGAAUAAGGUCUAUACCUCCAACAUGGCUCCAAAUGGAUUUAUUGCUGCUGGUGUCAUAAAUGGAGUUUGGGUUUGCUACAAAACUGUAGAUAUUGUAAAUGGGAAUACAAAUUCACAAUCGUAUGUUAAUAUAGAUUUACUUCAAAGUGCUUCCCCAAAUCCAUCAAACGGAACACCUCAUAGGGUACCCCCUGAAAGGCCACCAAAACCAAAGUUUUCACCAAAACCAACAAAUGGAAUUUAUCCACAAAUUUCUGGGAGUGGGGGAAAAGAUUUAGAAGAAUCUAGCGAUAGAGAUUAUGAAAUUUUAAGUCCCGAUGCAAAAAUUAAACCUACGAGACCUGCUCCACAACCACCGACAACGGUAGUUGCAGGUGCUUCAUCAAUUUAUGGUACACUGCCAGGAUCUUCAGAUUUAGAUGGAGUUCCAUUUGUUCUUAACCCUCGUCUUAAUGUUCAAUCUGAUUCUUCAAAUACUAAACUUCCUGUAAUUAAAGUUUGGACUCAAAAAGACUUGGAUAAGGAGUUCUUUUAUGACUUUCGUGCGGAAAGGGAAACUUGAAGAAACCACUGUGCCAAAUUGUGUGAUUCUUCAUGCAAUUUUUCAGCUAUAUCUAUACAUUUGUAUUGAUAAUAUAGCGCUAGCCAAGUGUAAUAGAGUGCCUGAACGAGUGAUUCAUACUAACCUGCGAAAAUGGAAUCCUUUUAACAUUUACUGGUGAGAUGUUCGAAUUUAAAUAAUGUCCAUUUUCUGAAGUACUUUUUCUUCUGUGUCCUAUUUAGAUUUUGAUACCAGUGACAGUUAGCAUUGUAUUUUUAUAGAGUUGCGUUGUAUUUUUAUAGAUAGUAGAAGUUAUAUAUAUUAUAUAUAAUUGUAUCAUAUGUUCUAGUUGUUUAUAAAUCGUCACAAGAUAUUUAACAUUGUACUGGUGUACUCCUAUUUCUUAAUCAAACGCAAAAAUCUUUCAAUAAAGUCAUUUUUAAUUUUAUUUCCAACAAUAGAAGAAA
This is a messenger RNA of Megachile rotundata (alfalfa leafcutting bee), 2003 nucleotides long. It is a transcript of the gene Mvb12, whose product is annotated as multivesicular body subunit 12-like Mvb12. Gene Ontology annotation, biological process: endosome to lysosome transport via multivesicular body sorting pathway; virus maturation; regulation of epidermal growth factor receptor signaling pathway. Lineage: Eukaryota; Metazoa; Arthropoda; Insecta; Hymenoptera; Megachilidae. The record is from RefSeq and is a predicted model, not a curated record. Gene Ontology annotation, cellular component: cytosol; ESCRT I complex.